Messenger RNA from Phragmites australis (common reed), 1914 nucleotides. RefSeq names its product galactoside 2-alpha-L-fucosyltransferase-like. Gene Ontology annotation, biological process: xyloglucan biosynthetic process; cell wall biogenesis. Gene Ontology annotation, molecular function: galactoside 2-alpha-L-fucosyltransferase activity. Lineage: Eukaryota; Viridiplantae; Streptophyta; Magnoliopsida; Poales; Poaceae. The record is from RefSeq and is a predicted model, not a curated record. The coding region runs from base 92 to 1741 and encodes 549 amino acids. Gene Ontology annotation, cellular component: membrane; Golgi apparatus. The transcript has 2 exons.
CCGGCAGCCAAGAAGCAUGCCAUGUGUGCCGAGAGCACUGUACGAAAGGUAACAGCUGCACUGGUGGGAGGUUGAAGAGGCUCCGCGGUUCAUGGCGGCGAAGAAGAUGAAGAAGCAGGCCGACGUCGACAGGCGAUGGAGCUGGAUGGUGAGCGCCGUGCUCGCCGCCUUUCUGAUGACCGUGGCGCCCCUCGCCGUCGUUCUCGGCUGGCGCAAUGUUGGAGCGCCGGCAGUCUGGAUUGAUACUGCCGUGGCCGGCUUACGCCAAGGUUCGAAUGGUCUUUCCUUCUUGGACCGGAGGACAACACGCUACGACAGGCUUCUAGGUGGCCUAUUGAACGACGGCUUCGACUUCGAAUCCUGCCAUAGCAGGUACCAAUCAGCCAUGUACCGUCGAAAUGCCGGCAGGCGACCCUCCUCGUACCUCAUCUCCAAGCUACGACGUCACGAAGCCCUGCAGAGACGGUGCGGCCCGGGCACCGCGGUCUACAGCAACGCCCUGGAGCAGCUCAAGUUCGGCAAGAGCGUCGCGUUACCGGAGUGCAGGUACAUCGUCUCCAUAUCGUACCGCGGCCUAGGGAACCGGAUCCUCGCUGCCGCGUCAGCGUUCCUGUACGCCGUGCUCACCGACCGCGUCCUCCUCAUCGACCCCAGCAACGAGAUGGGCCAGCUGUUCUGCGAGCCGUUCCCCAAUACGACGUGGCUGCUGCCGCCGGGCUUUCCACUGACGGACUACACCAACUUCAGCAUCGACACCGCCGAGAGCUAUGGGAACAUGCUGAAGAACAAGGUGAUCGGGACCACCGCUGCCGCCGAUGUUUCACCGGCGCAAGUGCCCGCGUUCGCUUACGUUCAUCUCGACCACGACGCUAGCAUUCACGACAAGUGCUUCUACUGGGACGAAGACCAGGGGUUGCUCCGGCACAUCCAGUGGCUGGUGAUGAGGACGGACCAAUACAUCGUGCCGGGGCUGUUUCUUGCACAUGCAUUCCAAGAGGAGCUUGACCUGCUGUUCCCGGAGCCGGACACCGUGUUUCACCACCUCGGCCGGUACCUGUUCCACCCGAACAAUCAUGUCUGGGGCCUGGUCACGCGGUACUACGACGCCUACCUCGCGGCGGCGCAGCACCGAGUAGGCAUCCAGGUGCGCGUCUUCGGCGCCCAGCCGAACUCGCCGGAGCUCCUGGAGCAGAUCACGACGUGCACGCAGAAGGAGAAGUUGCUCCCGGAAGUGCUCACCUCGGGAGAGCCGAUCUUGUCAGCGCCCAGUGUCAAGACGAAAGCUCUUCUUGUCACCUCGCUCAAGUCCUGGUACUACGAGAAUAUCAAGAGCAUGUACUGGGAGCACGCGACGGCUACAGGGGAGGCGGUGAGCGUGCACCAGCCGAGCCACGAGGAGUUCCAGCGCUUCGGCGCCAAGUCGCACGACACCAAGGCGUGGGCCGAGAUAUACCUGCUGAGCUUGACGGACGCGCUGGUGACCACUGCCUGGUCGACGUUCGGGUACGUGGCGCAGGGGCUCGGCGGUCUGAGGCCGUGGGUAAUGUACAAGCCGGCGAACGACACUCAAGUACCGGACCCGCCGUGCGGCAGGGACGUGUCCAUGGAGCCGUGCUUCCUCAAGGCGCCGGGCUACGAUUCCCGGCUCAACCGGUGGGUGGAUAUCACUAAGAUUGUGCCGCACGUCCAGCGAUGCGGCGACGCUGGCUGGGGGGUGAAGCUUGUUGGUCGAAAUGAAUAGGGGCCGGGCGGCCGGGGUACAGGACACUGGACAUAGCAUUGGAACAUCGAUAGAAAUCUUGGAUUGACUGUUGACGGUAGUAAGCACGACUACAGAAAUGUAAGGGGUCAUAUUUGCUCACUUAUGCCUCCAAGAAAAUAUGACUGUUCCGAUCUUUAAAAAAUACUUAUGAA